Messenger RNA from Cicer arietinum (chickpea), 1705 nucleotides. Its product is annotated as UDP-arabinose 4-epimerase 1. The record is from RefSeq and is a predicted model, not a curated record. Gene Ontology annotation, biological process: galactose metabolic process. Gene Ontology annotation, molecular function: UDP-glucose 4-epimerase activity. Lineage: Eukaryota; Viridiplantae; Streptophyta; Magnoliopsida; Fabales; Fabaceae.
CUUUUACAACAUGGACGCACAUACAACUCUCCACCUAUUAGAAUAACAACCCUUUCUUUUCUCUUCUCUCCCAUUUUUCAUUCUCUCUCUCUCUCUCUCUCUCUCAAUUUCAAUUCCAACGCCACCCCACAAUUCUACUACUUCACCUGCUCACACCUUCAUUCCCUUCCCAUAAUUCUACUUCCCCAUAAUCUGCAUAUCACUCAAGAUCCUCCUGAGUGGACCUUGAUGUGAUCAUUGAUAUUGGUGAAUAGGACCUUGUUGAUUUUGCCAAUGCUAAAUUUUUCUAGGGCCAGAAGUCAGCCAAGGGGAGCCAGAUCUAUGUCAUUAGGAGGUAUGGAUUAUGUGGAUCCAAAAAGGAAGGGAAAUUUUGCCGGAAAGGUUUUUCUUGUUGCAGCCUUAACAGCAUUAUGUAUUUUCGUGAUCAAGAGAUCUCCGUCUUUGAAUUCUCCUAGUCCGUUUUCUGUCCAUGAACCCGGGGUCACCCAUGUUUUAGUGACAGGAGGGGCAGGCUAUAUCGGUUCACAUGCUACCUUACGACUUCUGAAGGAAUCUUAUCGAGUCACCAUUGUGGAUAAUCUGUCGCGUGGAAAUUUGGGUGCCGUUAGGGUUCUUCAAGACUUAUUUCCAGAACCUGGAAGGCUUCAAUUUAUAUAUGCUGACUUGGGAGAUCGAAAGUCUGUUGAUAAAAUAUUUUUAGAGAAUAAGUUUGAUGCUGUGAUGCACUUUGCAGCUGUUGCAUAUGUGGGAGAAAGCACACUUUACCCUCUUAAGUAUUAUCACAAUAUUACAUCAAAUACCUUGUUGGUAUUGGAGGCUAUGACUAAAUAUAAUGUGAAGACAUUGAUAUAUUCAAGUACAUGUGCAACAUAUGGGGAACCUGAAAAGAUGCCUAUUACAGAAGUAACAGAACAGAAACCUAUCAAUCCGUAUGGAAAAGCCAAGAAGAUGGCAGAAGAUAUCAUCCUUGAUUUUUCUAAAACUUCCAAGAUGGCUGUAAUGAUUCUAAGAUAUUUCAAUGUGAUUGGAUCAGACCCAGAAGGGAGAUUAGGUGAGGCGCCAAGACCUGAACUUCGGGAACAUGGUCGAAUUUCAGGUGCCUGCUUUGAUGCAGCUCGCGGUAUUACACCUGGCUUAAAGGUUACAGGAACAGAUUAUAACACACCUGACGGAACAUGCAUUCGAGAUUACAUUGAUGUAACCGACCUUGUUGAUGCUCAUGUAAAAGCUCUCCAAAAGGCUAAACCCAGUAAAGUUGGGAUCUACAACGUUGGCACCGGAAAAGGCAGGUCAGUUAAGGAAUUUGUGAGUGCUUGUAAAGAGGCUACAGGGGUUGACAUCAAAGUAGACUUCCUUCCACGCCGGCCCGGCGAUUAUGCCGAGGUGUAUAGUGACCCGACAAAGAUCAGGCUUGAACUGAAUUGGACUGCACAACAUACUGACCUUAAAAAGAGCAUAGCGGUUGCAUGGAAAUGGCAAAAAUCUCGUCCUAAUGGUUAUGGCGUUUCGUCUACAAUCUGAAGUUCCUAGAGCUAUAGUAAGGCAUCCAUAGAAAGCUGCCAUGAUAUUGCUCUCAUACAUGGGCUGAUGAAUUUUUGUUCUUAGGGAGAUGGUAGUUCAUUCAUUAUACUUUACAUGUAUUCAACAUUAUGAUAAUUCAAUAAUAUAAUGUGCAGGCUCUGAUAUAGCUUUCCUUUCUGUCUUA